AUGGCGGGUUCGCGAUUGCGUCGCCACGUUCUGGUGGUCGCCCUCGGUCUGCUGGCCGCCGCUUCAGUUACAUACGCAUCCCUUCGCACUAUCGCCUUCGCUCGGCUAUUCGGCCUCUUCAGGCCUCAUUCGGGGAUUCGAAUUACACAAGGCGAAAUUACAGCGGCAUACGAGACUAGUACUGAUCCGCGAACGCCUGUGGUUCCUAGGAUAAUCCACCAGAUCUUUCACAACUGGCACGACCCGAAUGGCAAUACCCUUCGCCCAGACUGGAAAGCAGCACGGCAGACGUGCUUGGAUUUGAACCCAAGCUGGGAACACAUGCUGUGGACCUCGAAAACCUCCCGCGACUUCAUCGAAGAAGAGUUUCCCUGGUUCUUGUCGGCGUAUGACCGAUAUUCGUUUCCAGUACAAAAGGUUGACGUGGUAAAAUACUUUGUUCUGCGCUACUAUGGCGGAAUCUACAUUGACCUGGACAAUGGAUGUGCUGCAAACCUCGAACCACUCACUUACUAUCCAGCAUUUACCACGGAUGGUGGCCACGGGGCCCUCAGCAACAACAUCAUGGGAGGGCAGCCCGGACAUCCGCUGUUCUUCCUCCUCACCGACAAUCUGAUUCGCUGGCAAGUGAACUAUCUACUCCCAUACGCAACAAUAAUGUGGUCUAGUGGACAGUGGUACUUCACGGCCAUCUGGGAAGAAUACCAUUCGGUCCUGACUCAUAAAUCAUCAGUCAACGGUAUCAGCGAGACACGGCUACAACCCUUGCACCAUAUUCUCAUGGACAUGAGACCUGGCUCUGACCCCUGGGUGUUCUUUACCCAAGUCGAUGGCAACUCAUGGGCAAACUGGGAUAAUCGAUUAAUCUCAAUCAUAGGCGACAACAUAGCGUUCAUCAUGUUGCUGUUGGUCGCUCUUGUCUCCUCUACCGGAUGGGCCUGUGCAAAAACCUCAAUUCGCCGAAAUAAUGCAAACACGGCGCAUAAGCUGUUUGAAGCCUAG
Molecule: messenger RNA, 1002 nt
Organism: Penicillium argentinense
Lineage: Eukaryota; Fungi; Ascomycota; Eurotiomycetes; Eurotiales; Aspergillaceae
Product: glycosyltransferase family 32 protein
Exons: 3
Coding region: 1-1002 (333 amino acids)
Biological process (GO): mannosyl-inositol phosphorylceramide biosynthetic process
Molecular function (GO): mannosyltransferase activity
Source: RefSeq, a predicted model, not a curated record